Colius striatus (speckled mousebird) is the source of this 1032-nucleotide messenger RNA. Its product is annotated as B-cell differentiation antigen CD72-like. Lineage: Eukaryota; Metazoa; Chordata; Aves; Coliiformes; Coliidae. Gene Ontology annotation, cellular component: plasma membrane. Bases 1 to 1032 code for a protein of 343 amino acids. The transcript has 7 exons. Gene Ontology annotation, molecular function: transmembrane signaling receptor activity. The record is from RefSeq and is a predicted model, not a curated record.
AUGGCCCAGAGCGUGGUUUAUGCUGACCUGAGGUUUGCCAAGGUGACGGGGGGCAGGAGCACGGCCAGCCAGGCACUGGAGGCAGCCCUCGGCAUGGACGAGACGGAGAGCCCCUAUGAGAACACGCAGCCGUUGCCAGCAGGGCAGGAUGGGGACGGGGAUGGGGACGGGGCCCAGUCUGGCCCAGGGCGCUGGUCCCGGCGGUGGUGCAUCCCUGCAGGGCUGCUGGCAACCUGCCUGCUGCUGCUGGUGGCGACUGUGGCCCUGGGUGCUUGCUACUGGCAGGUGAGCCACAGACUGCGGGACGCUGCCCUCCAGCACGCCACCGAGCAGGGCCGGCUGUGGCAGAAGGUGAGCGAGCAGGAGCAGGGCCUGGAGCAGAUGCGUCUGGAGCUGGCGUGGGCCCGCGCGGAGCUGCAGCGAGCGUGGCGGGACGGCAACAGCAGCCAGCUGGAGCUGGGCAGCCUCAGCGCCGAGCUGGGACGCGUCAGGGGCAUUCUGGGCCAGACUGAGAGGGAGAUGCAGGAGGUGCAGGGGAAGCUCAACAGCAGCGAGAGCACCGUGGCCAUCCUGCGCUCAUGCACAGCUAUAGACUGCUGCCCUUCAGGAUGGUUGCUGUACAGGGGCAAGUGCCUCUUCAUCUCAUCAGAGAAGAAGACAUGGGAGGACGGCAGAGAUGAGUGUGAGAGUAAAUAUGCUCAGCUCCUCAUCACCAAAUCCUGGACUCGCUGGACAGUGCCGACCUUCCUGAAGAACGCAGACAUCCCAUACUGGAUCGGGCUGCAGAAGGGCAGCUUCCCUUGGUAUGACUACGGCUGGCUGGAGGAAGAGGACCCGACUGGCGAGAGGGCCUCGGAUGCCUGGUUCUGGGUGGACGGCUCCCUUUACGAAAGGCCAUGGCAGUCCAAGUCAAACGGGUCCUGUGCCGUAAUAACCCGUGGGAACAUCAAACCUGCCCAGUGCGCCAGCCCCAGUGACCUGCACUUCUGGAUCUGUGAGAAGGCUGCAGGGCCGAGCUCCCCUUUCAUGUGA